CAAUGGAAUGGAUUCAACAACUUCUUCGAAAACGACUUGAAGAAAGGAAAUAUCAUCAAUUUUCCUACUUUCAAUGAUAAAAAUGAUGCACCAUUUUUGCCUCGCCAAUCAACCAUUCCCUUCUCAUUGAAAAAAUUCACUGAAAUUCUAAACCAUUUCUCAAUCGAUAGUAAUUCAAAGGAUGCUCAAAUAAUCAAGGAAACAAUCUAUCUAUGUGAAGAGCCAGAUCUCCAUAAAGAGAAGAAAUUUUGUGCAACUUCAUUAGAGUCGAUGGUAGAUUUCAUGUUAUCCGAGCUAGGAACGAACAAUAUCAAAGCAAUUACAACGGAGGUAGAAGGGGAAAGUAGUCAAAUAUUUCAGAGAUACACCAUGGAAAAAGUUGAAGAAAUUGCGGAUGGGAAUAACAUGGUAUGCCACAAAAUAAAUUAUCCAUACGCAGUGCAUUAUUGUCAUGUUGGAGGAAGAACAAAGACGUUCAUGGUAUCAAUGAUAGGUGUUGAUGGAACAAAAGUUAAAGCGCUAUCAGUAUGCCACCAAGAUACUUCCUUUUGGAAUCCAAAGGGAUUACCUUUUGUAGUGCUCAAUGUUAAGCCUGGUACUACUCCUAUAUGUCAUUUCCUUUUAAAUGAUCAAAUUGUCAUUUUCCCUUCUAAAAAAGCCACUAAUUAGGCUAUUAUUUGUAUGAU
This is a messenger RNA of Solanum lycopersicum (tomato), 686 nucleotides long. RefSeq names its product BURP domain protein RD22-like. The record is from RefSeq and is a predicted model, not a curated record. Lineage: Eukaryota; Viridiplantae; Streptophyta; Magnoliopsida; Solanales; Solanaceae.